UUCGUAACCCGCCAAUAAAUCCACAGAAGAAGAAAAAGAAGGUCCUCACAGGGACAGCGCGUGUGACGCACUCUGCGCGCGGGACCUGCCGGGCUGUGCUCUACCAUUAUGGCAUUUAACUUCGGUCAACCGGGAACUGGAAGCUUCUCUUUUGGACCCCCUAAGACUACCGCUGCCCCCACCACAGGCUUCGGGCUGCCGCCCAGCGCUCCUGCAGGAGGAGGAGGAGGAGGAGGAGGAGGAGGCUUCUCUUUCGGGGCAGGACAACCCCAGACGCAGACCUUUGGAAGCCAGCCGUCUCAGAUCGCAGGACUCCUCGCGCAGCCACCCCAGAAUAAUGGAAGCGCACCGGGUGGAUUCAGCUUCGGAGCGCAGGCUCAGAGCACCGCCCCCAGUGGAGGCUUCUCUUUCGGCGCCUCUCUUCCUAAACUCAGCACACCGGUGGCGUCUCAGCCUGUGACCACGAGCGUGACUCUCGGGACUUCAUCUGCUGGCGCGGGCUUCAGUUUCGGAGGCCUCCCCACUCAGACGACUACAACCCAGCCGCCUCUGGGCGGAUUUAGCUUCGGGACGCCCAAAGUCCAAGCACCCGCAGCCGCCCCAGCUCAGCCCACCCCUGCGCUCUCUCUAGGGCCUCAGCCCACAGGUCUGACUCUUGGAGCUUCUACCACUGCCUCCACGGCCCCAACAACAGCAAUUAACUUUGGAAUUAAAACGUCAGCCACCCCGGCCCCCUCCAGCUCAGCACAGAGUCAGUCCCUGACGGCUCCGGUGUCCUCUCUGUUUGCUGCUCCUAUAGCCUCAACACCAGCCUCAGGAUUCACUCUGGGCUCGUCGAUGGCCUCGGUGGCUCCUGUGGUGACCUCGGCCUCCAGCGCUCCCACCAGCCUGUCCCUGAAGCCUCUGGGAGUCGCUCCUGCUAUAAGCACAGCAGCGGCUGCUGCUGCCAGCACCGGAGCCACUACUGGCUUUUCUCUGGGACUGAAGACCGCAGCGCCUGCUGCAGCAGCCACCAUCACCUCCACCUCCACCGCCGUCGUCACAGCCAGCACUGCUCCGGUGAUGUCUUACGCUCAGCUGGAGGCUUUGAUUAACAAGUGGAGCUCAGAACUGGAAGACCAAGAGCGGCACUUUCUGCAGCAGGCUACUCAGGUCAAUGCCUGGGACCGCAUGCUGGUGGAGAACGGAGAGAAGAUAACGUCCUUGCAUAAAGAUAUGGAGAAGGUGAAACUGGACCAGCGAAGGUUGGAUCAGGAACUGGACUUCAUCCUGUCUCAGCAAAAGGAGCUGGAGGAUCUUCUCGGCCCGUUAGAGGAGUCCGUGAAGGAGCAGAGCGGAACCAUUUACAUGCAGAACGCAGAUGAAGAGCGAGAAAGAACGUACAAGCUGGCAGAAAAUGUGGAUGCCCAGCUCAAGAGAAUGUCCCAAGAUCUGAAAGAGAUCAUUGAACACCUGAACACAUCCAGCGGUCCUGCCGACACCACGGACCCGCUUCAGCAGAUCUGCAAAAUCCUCAACGCACACAUGGACUCCCUGCAGUGGGUAGAACAAAACUCUGUUUUACUCCAGAGGCGAGUGGAGGAGGUCUCGAAGCUGUGUGAAAGCCGCAGCAAGGAACAAGAGAAAAGCUUUCGUUUAAACUUCCAGUAAUCACGUUUUUCCCCUCUCUUUUUUUCAAUCAGAUGUAAAUGAAUGUCAUUGUUUUUUGAUAUUUGCUUCAAAAUAAAAUUUCUUUCUACCCCAUUUGAUCUUAA
Molecule: messenger RNA, 1754 nt
Organism: Puntigrus tetrazona (Sumatra barb)
Lineage: Eukaryota; Metazoa; Chordata; Actinopteri; Cypriniformes; Cyprinidae
Gene: nup62l
Product: nucleoporin 62 like
Exons: 13
Coding region: 109-1650 (513 amino acids)
Biological process (GO): RNA export from nucleus; protein import into nucleus
Cellular component (GO): nuclear pore central transport channel; nuclear pore
Molecular function (GO): structural constituent of nuclear pore; phospholipid binding
Source: RefSeq, a predicted model, not a curated record